AUGGAUAAGGAGGGAGAGAUCAUUGUGAGGGAUUUCACCAGUAUCCUGGAAGAACUGACGUUCAAUUCGAGGCCCAUUAUAACAACUUUGACGAAGAUAGCAGAGGAAAAUAUCACAUAUGCUCAGUAUUUUGCAGAUGCGCUAGAGGCUAGGAUUGAUAAAUGUCCUCCGAAUCAGAAACUGUGUGCAUUUUAUGCCCUGGAUUCCAUUUGUAAGAAUGCGGGAAGUCCUUAUACGAUUUAUUUUAGCAGGAAUCUGUUCACAUUGUACAAGAAAACAUAUCUUUUAGUCGAUAACGGUACGAGGACCAAGCUUAUUCACAUGUUCAAGACUUGGAUGGAUCCAAAUGACUCGACGGGUGGGCUAUCUCCGCUUUUCGAGCGAUCUGCGCUUGAGAGGAUUGAACAGUUCCUGAUAAAGGCCAGUGCUUUGCACCAGAAGAAUUUCCAGUCUAUGCUACCAACACCAACUGUACCUUUACUCACGCGAGAGAUUGAUAAAUUAACUACCCUUACAAAUGAGCGUUUGAAGAGCCAACCUAAUGAUGAAAAGUUGAAGAUGAAAUUGGUGGUUCUGACACAAUUGAAGCAAGAGUUGCAUAGAGAGAAACUGGCAUCAGGUGCGUUAAAACAGCUCCAGUUACAGUUGAGACAGAUUUUUGCACAGGAUCAGCAAUAUUUGCAGGAUAUUCAACGGCAAAAUCAACAACAACAGCAGCGGACGCAAUUGCAACAGCAACAGCAGCAACAGCAACAGAUGUCUAAGCCAUCUGCUACGUCUUCGAAUGGCAGCUCUUUCAUUCCACUGUUUGGAGAUAACUCGAACACUGGAGCUUCAUUAUUUGGCAACUCGAUCGGUAUCGUUGGACCUCCAAAUUUUCAAAACUUGGAAAGGUCAAAUCAACUUUCUAGGAUGCAAAAUCUAUACCAGUCACUAGACUCGGAAGGCUUGAUUUACAAGCCCCCAAAAGAAUCUAUUGUGACUUUAUACUCAAAGCUUGCGGGUGAUGAUAAUCUUACAUCAAAUAAUGCCGACAGACAACCCGAAAAGAAUCUUCCUCCAAUCCCAGUUUUGACCGGUAUACUCUCUGAUUGUAAAGCCUAUUUUGCGACGGUGAAUGUAGAUAUCCUAAAUACCCCAAAUUUGCUACUGUCACAACAUAUCAUAACUUCCGAUAAUCCAGUUGUGAAUUCCAACUUGAUCCAUCUACUAUAUCGUGCCAAGCCUUACAAAUGUAACAUCUGUGGGAAAAGAUUUGGUAAUAACGUGCAAGAGAAAAAGGCACAGGCAGAUCAUUUAGACUGGCAUUUUAGAAUAAACAAGAGGAUCAAGGGUUCCGAAAUAACUGCUGGUUCAAAUGGUAAUACCACUAAUGCUACCCAAAAAAAUAUACAAUCAAGAAACUGGUACCUACAGGACUCCCAGUGGAUUACUUUCAAAGACGAUGAGAUUGUCUCUACUACGUUCUCCACAAAUCAAAAUGCUAAGAUGACUACUGCUUCUUUAGACGAUCAAACACAAUACAGUUCAACGACUAAAACUAAUGAGGAGAAAAAGAAUUUGGGUGUAUUUGCCAUCGAUGAAAAGGUCCUUUUAAAGAAGCAUGUUGUUGUACCCGAAUCUGCGGAAGAUAUGUCCUUCAAAUGCCCAAUUUGCAAAGAAGUUGUAGCUGGUUUAUAUGAUGAAGAACUCGGAGAAUGGGUGUGGAGGAAUGCAAUGGAAGUGGACAAUAAAUAUUUUCAUGCCACCUGCUACUAUGAAGCCGCAAGAAAUAGUACAAAGGCUGGAGUGCAACUCGAUCUUGAGAGUCUCAAACACCUGGUGACUGAAUAG
Messenger RNA from Torulaspora delbrueckii, 1833 nucleotides. RefSeq names its product Pcf11p (gene PCF11). Gene Ontology annotation, biological process: termination of RNA polymerase II transcription. Lineage: Eukaryota; Fungi; Ascomycota; Saccharomycetes; Saccharomycetales; Saccharomycetaceae. The transcript has a single exon. The record is from RefSeq and is a predicted model, not a curated record. The coding region runs from base 1 to 1833 and encodes 610 amino acids. Gene Ontology annotation, cellular component: cytoplasm; mRNA cleavage factor complex. Gene Ontology annotation, molecular function: RNA polymerase II complex binding; mRNA binding.